Molecule: messenger RNA, 1197 nt
Organism: Quercus lobata
Lineage: Eukaryota; Viridiplantae; Streptophyta; Magnoliopsida; Fagales; Fagaceae
Exons: 2
Coding region: 479-1075 (198 amino acids)
Source: RefSeq, a predicted model, not a curated record
UCCCCAAAAAACUCACCGAACCUCAAUUUUACUUCUUCACCUAAACACGCGCCCAACCCCAAACUUAUUCAGAACAAACAUGGCCAACGCAACCAACUCAAAGGGAAAGGAGAAGCCAUUGGUGAGUCCAGAAACACAGGAAUGGGAAAUAUUUUACAAAGCGAAGAUCAUAGUCAUCUCAAGCACCACGAUCGUUGAGAUCAAAGCAACCCCAACCCACAUCAUGGGCUGGUUCGAGGAAGAACUGAUGAAGGCUUGGAGCCACAUAUUUCCGCUCACGCCGGAGAACCGGAGGAAUGUCUAUCUCCCUCUCUCGGAUCCAGCCUAGUUUAACUGGCACAACCCUUGGUGGAACUUCCUAACAUACAAGCCGUCAAGAAAGGAGAGUCAGAUCCUUGGUUGGAGAGGGCUUCCCUCAAGAUCAAGGGAGCUAAUCUUGGGAGACUUAAGCCAACCAGACACUCUAUUGGAGAGAAGAAUGUUUGUGGACAGACCCAUAACAGUCAACAUCAUGGGCUACAUGGAAGGAAGGAAGAUUAUUCAAGUCUUUGCUCCGAUCCAAACUUUCAAUUUGGUAGUCAGUCAAUGGGAAUGCAUGAUUGGAGUGAUGGAACACGUUUUGGUCCUCAGGCAGGGAGAGGGGUUCAAGAAGACUCUUCUGAAGGAAAUGGGAUGGACCAUGAUGGACCAAAUGAGGACUCUUCCUCCAAUUGAUGAGUGCCCCGACCCGAAUCUCCAUUUAUCUAUGAAUAUUAUAUUAUGGAAUUACAAGGGUGCAUUAAACCCCAACUUCCAUCAGUCAGUGGAUAAUAUCAUUAGUUGCCACUCACCUUCAAUAAUGUUCAUCACUGAAACUCGAGUUGGUGGAAAUAAGGCGAAAGAAAUUACCGAUAGACUUUCUUUUGAUGGAGCGGCCCAUGCUGAUACUAUGGGCUAUGCUGGAGGUAUUUGGGCACUUUGGCACACCGAAAUCAUGGAUGUCACCAUUCUUGCAUUUACAGAACAGGAGAUACAUGCAUUCAUUAAGGAACCUGUUACACCGGCACCCUUUGUGGAAGAUCCAGCACUGUUAUAGGGAAUCUAAUGCUUGUGCUAAGGCUUUGGCCAAGAAGGCAGUCUUUAGUCAACUAGGUUUUUGUAUAUUAGACACUCCGCCUGUGGAGAUGUCCCAACUGCUGAUGGAAGACCUUUCUGGUC